AUGAAGAAAAUCCUUCUGGGGUCUGUGCGCCCAUUCAACACGUAUAACAUCCCUUCCAUUAUCAACAACUCAAAGGUACACAGAACGUAUAGAGAAAAUCACAAACGAAAUGAAGACGCGUUGAUGAAAAUUUACAACAAAGAAUUGGUGGCAUUCCCAUAUGACGAGGAAAAAUUUAAUAAGCUGCUAAAUAUUCAUGGGACGAUAAAAAAAAAAAAUGUUGCUGAUUUUUUUUUCAAUGCAGACAUGUAUAUCAAUAUAAAGAAUGACAAAGUAAGAAAUGUUAGCCCUUCCCAUUUCGCCAUUGAAAAUGUCGAUAAGUGCUUCCUGUUUGAGAAGGAGUACUUGGACGGGUUUUUCCCUGAGGGGCUUGCUGGGGAGUUGCCCAAGGACAUUUUGAUGCACGAUGGGGGGUGCAGCGAUAGGGAGAGCGGCACGCAAGCCAAAGGAAAGGAAGCCGUCCCGGAUGGUGAUCACCAAAAUGAUAACCUCGACAUGUUUCUGCGCGAACUGGAAAAGAAUGACGUUGUGCCAGAUCAACGCUUGAUAAAGAAUGCGCAAAAUUUGAAGGGUGUAGGACUGCUGUUCAGAAAAUUAGCGUACGAAAUUGUAGAUGAGUUGAAACAUUUUGAAGAGAAUUACAAAAUGUGCAAACGGAGGGAUUCAUACAAGCUGGAUAGCUAUUUUGCGCAAAGAGGAGAAUGCACUAGUUACUACGAUGGUGGUGAUGCGAAUGGAGACUCAAAUGACGAAGUGAACGAAAAGAGAAACAACUCCAGGAGCAACUACAAUGGGAUGUCCUACAAAAGUAGAAGCUUCCUAAUAGACGGAAAGAGAGGAACAGGAAAGAGCUGCAUUCUAAACACCAUAGUCCUCUGGGCCAAGUUAAAUCAAUGGUUUGUUAUCUUCGUCCCUGAUAUAAAAAAAUACAAAUUUGAUAUUAACACCAUUGUUCGAAGUAAUACAAAUUUGUAUAUUCAGCCAGAACUGAGUAGACAAUUUCUGGAAGACUUAGUAAAAACAAAUGAAUCAUUUUUAAAAAAAUUAAAAGUUGAUAAAGGAAUUCUCGAAAUUACCUGUCUAGAUGGAACACAUUUAUUGUACAACAAAAAAAUUUAUGAUGAGAUUAUCAGAAAAACAAUCGAUGCGGAAGUAGCAAAUGAUGAACAAAAUUUUAAUGCCUUAAAUGAAAGGGAAAAAAAUAUGUACAAGCAAAAAUUGUACAAAUUUUACUAUGACAAUGUGAAAAUACCAAACCUACUGGAUAAAUUUUCAGUACCCCCUAAUUUAUUAGAAUUAGCACACAUUGGGAUUAAUAAUGUAUCAUAUGCCAACCUUUGUGUCUAUGCAUUGUUUGAACAUUUGAAAAAACAAACUGAAUUCCCAAUUCUUAUAGCUGUCGAUCAAUUCAAUUUCAACCUCAGUGUCUCAGAAUAUCUGUCCAUUAAUUUUGAAAAUACAAAAUAUAAUGGGUACAUUCCUACAUACUAUUUUACUAUUCCUAAAUUGCUACUCAAGUGGGACGCCAAUAAAUAUAAAAGGUGCGUCAAAAUUGUUUCCACCUGUUGGGACAGAGAAAAUAGAAGAGAUUUCAGGCCAGAACUUUUGGGCAUACACAAAAGGGAUGUUAAAACAGCUCGUAAUUUCACCCUGCGCGAGUUUAAGAAUUACGUUGCCCAUUUGUACAACCAGAACGUCAUAUAUAAUUUCGAUGUGAAUAAGUUGGAAUACUUCUACAUGCUGACUGGUAAGGUCAUUCUGUCUGCAUAUGGAAUUCUCGCAUUUUGUGCAUAUAACGGGGGGCAUGCUUCGGACAAGCGCUUGGUACUGUAA
Plasmodium fragile is the source of this 1833-nucleotide messenger RNA. RefSeq lists its product as uncharacterized. The transcript has a single exon. NCBI's taxonomy places the organism in Eukaryota, Apicomplexa, Aconoidasida, Haemosporida, Plasmodiidae. Gene Ontology annotation, molecular function: structural constituent of ribosome. Bases 1 to 1833 code for a protein of 610 amino acids. The record is from RefSeq and is a predicted model, not a curated record. Gene Ontology annotation, cellular component: mitochondrial small ribosomal subunit.